CUGACAUUUAAGAAAAAUGUCGGCCUACACAUAAAUGAUAUUUACAAUGAUCCUGUCUUUGCCAACGAACCUGUUGUAGGCAUUUACAUGUUGCACCAGCCAGCCUUACUGAUACGCGAACCCCAACUCAUCAAAUCCGUAUUGAUAAAAAAUUUUCAAAAUUUUCAUGAUCGCUAUGCCAAUGUCGAUGUUAAAUGUGAUACCUUUGGUGCUCAGAACUUAUUUAUGUGCAAAUAUGAUACAUGGAGUAAAGCUCGUCCCAAGUUUUCGCCCACCUUUUCAAGUGGUAAGCUGAAGCAAAUGUUCCCGUUAAUGCUGGAGAUUGGCAACAACUUGGACCAAUAUCUACUCAACCAAGGCGACAACUUUGACCUGGAAGUAAAGAAAGUCUGUGGUCUAUUCACAACCGAUCAGAUUUCUUCAAUAGCAUUUGGUAUUCAGACUCAAAGUUUUUUGAAUCCCAUCAAUGAUUUCGUUCUACAGAAUAUGGAAAAUCUUAAGUCUAGACCGAACUUUAUGAUGAUCACCAUGCUGUUAUUGCCCAAAUUGACUGGACUACUAGGGGCUAAAUUGUUUUCGGAGAAAUAUCAAGAGUUUUUGCGUUCGAGUUUAAACAGUGUCAUCAAAAAUAGAUUGAACACUGGGGAGAAACGUAAUGACUUGAUCGACACUCUUAUCAAGCUACGCAAAGAAGCCUUGGAGACAGUGGAAGAGAAGGAUAAGAAACUCUACGACGAUAUGUUAUUAUCCCAAGCAAGUAUUUUCUAUUUGGCCGGAUAUGAGACCAGCUUAACGACCAUGGCCUUUACAUUGUAUUUGCUGGCCAAACAUCCAGAAAUACAAAAUAAACUACGUAAUGAGAUAAGGGAUUCAUUGGAAGCUAACAUGGGAAAAAUUACAUAUGAGAGCUUAAAGUCCAUGGAAUACCUGGAUAUGGUCAUCAAAGAGAGUUUACGUCUUUAUCCUGUUGUCUCUUAUUUGGAUCGAGAACAUAAGUCUGAGGGCGGUGAGCUGGAUACAUUCUCUCUCAAACCCUAUCACAAUUAUACACUAAAGGAGGGUAUGCCCAUAUUUAUCUCAACACUUGGCAUUCACAAGGAUCCUAAAUAUUGGUCCAAUCCAGAAUUGUUCGACCCAGAUCGUUUUGAUCCGCACAACUCUAUUCCACCUUAUGCCUAUAUGCCAUUUGGUAUUGGUCCCCGCAAUUGCAUUGGCGACCGUAUGGCUUUGCUAGAAGUCAAAAUUGGAAUUUUAAAUUUUCUCAAGAACUAUGAGGUGCAAGAAUGUGAAAAGACUGUGAAGGAGCUAAAAUAUGGAGCAAAUACCAUAACAUUGAUGUGCAAGGAUGAUUUGUAUUUGAAAUUUGUGAAAAAUCGAUUAAAAUUAAAUUUAGUGAGUUAUCUAUAUCAAAAACAUGAUAAAAUCUCUUGUAUGGAAAACGAUGCUGUGUUAGUGUAUUCAUAUGAGAAUCCCCUCAGGCAAUCAAUUAUUGAAAAAAAAGAAUCGAGCAUUGUGCUAUUGUUGGUGGCCUGGUGCAAACGCACUUACACUUUCUGGCAACGUCAUAAUAUACCCUAUGUCAAACCUUUGCCUAUUAUUGGCACCCUUAAAGAUGUUCUAACUAUGAAGAAAAAUGUCGGAGUACACAUCAAUGAAAUUUAUAAUGAUCCUGUCUUUGCCAAGGAACCGGUAGUGGGCAUAUACAUGCUGCAUCAGCCAGCAUUGCUGAUACGCGACCCCGAACUCAUCAAGUCCAUGUUUGUGAAGAAUUUUCAAAAUUUUCAUGACCGUUAUGCCACCGUCGAUGUAAGUGUUGAUCCCUUUGGCGCUCUGAAUAUGUUUCUGUGCAAGUACGAAACUUGGAAUAAAAUGCGGCCAAAAUUCUCACCCACCUUCACGAGUGGAAAAUUGAAGCAAACAUUUCCCCUGAUGGUCAAGGUUGCUCAAAAUUUAGAAAAAUUCCUGGUGAAAAAAGGUAACAAAUUCGUCUUAGAAGUCCGUGAGCUAUGUGGCCUUUAUACUACCGAUCAAAUUUCUACUAUUGCCUUUGGUAUUCAGGCCCACAGUUUUGAUAACUUCAACAAUACUGCGAAUAUGUUUUCUUUGCAAAAUCAGUGCAAUAUUAAGGAACGCCCCACCUAUAAAAUUGUCGUCAUGCUGCUGCUGCCCCGUUUGGCCAAACUUUUUCGUGCUGAACUAUUUACCAAAAAAUAUCAAAACUUUUUGCGCACAAGUUUGAAUAACAUCAUAGAAGAGAGAAAGCGAUCGGGUGUAAUACGUAAUGAUCUGAUCGAUACUCUGAUAAAGCUGCGCCAGGAGGCUGAGGGAACCAUUGAGGAGAGUGAGAAGCAAAUAUAUGAUGAUACUCUAUUGGCUCAGGCGAAUGUAUUCUAUUUGGCAGGAUAUGAGACUUCAUUGUCCUUCCUCUCAUAUUCUCUCUAUUUGCUGGCCAAGCAUCCCAAAGUACAAAAACGUCUACGAGAAGAGAUUAAAUGUUGCCUGGAAAAUGAAAACGGUCAUGUGACCUAUGAAUCCUUGCAAAACAUUCCCUACAUGGAUAUGGUUAUGCAAGAGAGUUUAAGGCUUUACCCCGUUGUCUCGUUCCUUGAACGCGAACACAAUUGUGAUGAUCCUGUUUUGGGUAAAUUCUCUUUAAAGCCACAUCAUGAUUUUGAUUUGCCGGGAGGCAUGCCUAUAUUUGUAUCAACAUUGGGCAUGCAUAACGAUCCCAAGUAUUGGGACAAUCCUGAAGUUUUCGAUCCUGAACGCUUUGCACCUGGCAAACCUAUACCCUCUGCUUAUAUGCCGUAUGGAGCAGGACCCCAUAAUUGCAUUGGUGGUCGUUUGGCCAAAUUACAAUCAAAACUUGGCUUUAUACAUAUUCUUAAGAAUUUUGAAAUGCGUUCGUGCAGUAAAACAGUGGAGGAUUUGAGGGUAUCCAGCAAUACCAUAUCGUUGGUGUGUGAGGAUGAUAUACACCUAGAAUUCGUCAAAGAUGUUCUGUGGGACCAAUACAUAGUCAGUUUGAAAAAUUCAAGAAAAUUAAAAACAUUUUAUAAUGAUCAUUGCGAUCACUGUAGUGUUAAUAACAUUGAUUGUGCUAUUUUUAGCGGUUUGGAUGUCCUUACAAUGAAGAAAAAUGUCGGUGUACACAUCAGUGAUAUUUACAAUGACCACAAAUUUGAUAGCGAACCUGUGGUGGGCAUCUAUAUGCUGCAUAAGCCAGCAUUGUUGAUACGUGAACCUGAACUCAUCAAGUCCAUAUUUAUUAAAAACUUUCAUAAUUUUCGCGACCGUUAUGCAAAUGUCGAUGUGGAUGUUGAUCCUUUUGGGGCUUUAAAUAUAUUUAUGGCCAAAUAUAAGACCUGGAGUAAAAUGCGUUCCAAAUUCUCGCCAACAUUUACAAGUGGAAAACUAAAGCAGAUGUUUCCUUUGAUGAUAGAGGUUUCCCAGAAUAUGGAAAAAUAUCUACUCGAAAAGGGCGAUAACUUUGAACUGCAAGCUCAAGAAAUGUGCGGACUCUUCACCACCGAUCAAAUAUCGACAAUAGCCUACGGCAUUCAGACGCACAGUUUUGAUAGUAGCGGGCGAACUUCUAAUGUUUUUGCUUUGCAAAAUGAGAAUAAUAUCAAGGAGAGACCUUCGUACAAAAUUAUCGUUAUGCUCCUACUGCCACAACUGGCGAAAUUUUUCCGUGUCGAACUAUUUACGAAGAAAUAUCAAAAUUUCUUGCGGACGAAUUUAAAUAGCAUAAUAGAAGAACGGAAAAAGUCAGGAAUCAUACGAAAUGAUUUGAUUGAUAGCCUCAUCGAGUUGCGUCAAGAGGCGGCCAAGGAAAAAGUUGAGGAAUGCGAUCGAAAACUAUACGACGAUAUGUUAUUGGCCCAGCCGAAUGUAUUCAAUUUAGCCGGCUACGAGACCACAAUAUUAUCGAUUUCCUAUACUUUGUAUUUGUUGGCUAUGAAUCCGCCCAUACAAAAACGUCUACGCGAGGAAAUUAAAAUUUUGUUGGGACAACAAAAAGGCAUUAUAACCUACGAGUCAUUAAAAAAUUUGCAGUAUUUAGACAUGGUGCUAAGUGAAAGUCUGCGUUUAUAUCCGGCAGUACCCUAUCUUGAGCGUGUGUGCACCAAUAAUGAUGUAGAUAUGGAGAAGUUUUCAUUGAAACCAUAUCAUAAUUUCGAGAUACAAGAUGGCACGCCGAUAUUUGUAUCGGUAUUAGCUAUGCAUAGGGAUCCAAACUUUUGGUCAAAUCCUGAAGUGUUUGAUCCAGAACGUUUUGCCCCCGAUCGAACUGUGCCCUCAGCCUAUAUGCCCUUUGGUGUGGGUCCUCACAAUUGCAUAGGUAGUCGAUUGGCAUUGAUUGAAGCGAAACUUGGCCUUGUUUACAUCCUGAAGAAUUUUGAGAUUCAAGUUUGCGCUCAAACACCAAAACUUUUAACCAUGGCUAGCAAUGCAAUUUCACUGACACCGCGUGAAGAAAUAGUCCUAAAAUUCUCAAAAGAUGUUUUAUAA
Messenger RNA from Stomoxys calcitrans (stable fly), 4515 nucleotides. RefSeq lists its product as uncharacterized. The coding region runs from base 88 to 4515 and encodes 1475 amino acids. Gene Ontology annotation, biological process: response to DDT; insecticide catabolic process. The record is from RefSeq and is a predicted model, not a curated record. NCBI's taxonomy places the organism in Eukaryota, Metazoa, Arthropoda, Insecta, Diptera, Muscidae. The transcript has 11 exons. Gene Ontology annotation, molecular function: oxidoreductase activity, acting on paired donors, with incorporation or reduction of molecular oxygen; heme binding; monooxygenase activity.